CGCGCCGGCGACGUCAUUAGAGCGCGACCGGCGCGAUGCGUAAAUGGCGAACCUUAGCGACCUUGUCGUUCGGAGCGGCCGUCGGCGCCACGGCGAGCCACCUGUGGAGGCCUUCGGGUGGCGAGGAGGGUUUGCAGCCGGUCCUUCCGCUGGGUCCGGUACCGAGUGUCCACGCCGCCUCCGAAUUGACGUUGAGCAGGUUUUCGGGGGGCGCCGUCAUGAAAUACGGCUUCCCCUCGCUAUCCAACAUCCGCACGAGAGAAUCCUACGUGAGCUCGUACGACCCGCGCACCCGGACGCCCGCGUGGGUCAUUGAGAGGCUCAGCGGCGACACGCUCGGCGGGGCGGCGGACAGGGCGUGCUGCGACUUCAAGGAGGACGACAGUGUCCAUUUCUUCCAUCGCGCCACCAACGCCGACUACAAGGGGAGCGGCCUCGACAGAGGUCACAUGGCAGCGGCGGCUAAUCACAAGUGGAGCCAAAAGGCCAUGGACGACACCUUCUACCUGAGCAACGUAGCCCCCCAGGUGCCCGCCCGUGCGCGCGCGCGCGCGCUUUCCUCACUUGCGCAUUUGUGCUACGCGCUUUCCUCACUUGCGCAUUUGUGCUGCACACUCACUCACAUGUUCGUGCGUGUGCAGAACCCCCACUUGAACCAGAACGCGUGGAACAACCUGGAGAAGCUGUGUCGCUCGCUGACCAAACGUUACGCCAACGUCUACGUGUGCACCGGCCCACUCUAUCUGCCCAGGCAGGAAGCUGACGGCAAACUAUACGUGCGCUACCAAGUUGUGGGUCGGAACCACGUCGCCGUGCCGACGCACUUCUUUAAGGUGUUGAUCUUGGAGCGCGGCGGCGCUCAGGAGGGCGUGGAACUGCGCUCAUACGUCCUUCCCAACGAGGCUGUGGACCAGACGCUCCCUCUGGAGCGCUUCCUGGUUCCCGUCGAAACCAUUGAGAGGGCGUCGGGCCUCCUGUUUGUCCCCAACAUCGUGCGGGCCAGCGGCGCCAUUGCCGGCAAGUAGCCCGAGCGCCGAAGACACGGUGGGAGUUUUGUCCGUGGCGUGGCCAACUCUGCAAAAAUAAAAGCAAGGCAAAAGACUA
Molecule: messenger RNA, 1104 nt
Organism: Syngnathus typhle (broad-nosed pipefish)
Lineage: Eukaryota; Metazoa; Chordata; Actinopteri; Syngnathiformes; Syngnathidae
Gene: endog
Product: endonuclease G
Exons: 5
Coding region: 36-1025 (329 amino acids)
Biological process (GO): apoptotic DNA fragmentation
Cellular component (GO): nucleus; mitochondrial inner membrane
Molecular function (GO): nucleic acid binding; single-stranded DNA endonuclease activity; RNA endonuclease activity
Source: RefSeq, a predicted model, not a curated record